Fundulus heteroclitus (mummichog) is the source of this 3283-nucleotide messenger RNA. RefSeq names its product Rho GTPase activating protein 24 (gene arhgap24). The transcript has 8 exons. The record is from RefSeq and is a predicted model, not a curated record. Bases 397 to 2502 code for a protein of 701 amino acids. Gene Ontology annotation, biological process: negative regulation of ruffle assembly; signal transduction; activation of GTPase activity. Gene Ontology annotation, cellular component: focal adhesion. Lineage: Eukaryota; Metazoa; Chordata; Actinopteri; Cyprinodontiformes; Fundulidae. Gene Ontology annotation, molecular function: GTPase activator activity.
UUUCGCCUUCAGCCUCCACCCGCCGCUCUCUCCGUCCUUUCUGUGCGUGCCUCAGAAACACGCUUUCUCUGCCGUUUUGCCUUCAGCAGAAGUUUAGAGGGACGGCUUACCGCUGAGCGUCCUGUCACCGUGACCCGCCGUUGACUCAUACAAAACGAUUAUGUAGGCAGAAAAAAAGAAAGAAAAAAAACAGGUAUGUGAGCCUGGAGGAGAAAAAAGGGCAGGGGAGUGGAAGAGCGCGUAGCAUUUUAGGAGAAACCAGAGAAGAUAAACCUGCAGUGUUUGUGGCUUAGAAAAGGACCAGAUGAAGAAGUGUCAACUGGGGGGCAGCGGUCAGCAGCGAGAGCGUGGCUUCAAACCCAAGCUGAGAAGGGGGCAGGUCUACGUAGGCUCCCCAUGGACCUUAACUCCAAUCCAGGAGGAGAUAGAGAGCGGAUGACAACCAACCAUGAGACCUACCUACUUAUGGCCAGCACCCAGAAUGACAUGGAGGAUUGGGUGAAGACGAUCCGGAGGGUCAUCUGGGCACCUUUUGGUGGAGGGAUCUUUGGACAGAAGCUGGAGGAGACGGUGCGGUAUGAGCGCCGGUUCGGGAACAAGCUGGCACCAAUGCUGGUUGAGCAGUGUGUGGACUUCAUUCGCCAGUGGGGCCUUCAGGAAGAGGGACUGUUCAGACUGCCAGGACAGGCCAAUCUGGUCAAAGAGCUGCAGGAUGCCUUCGACUGCGGGGAGAAGCCCUCGUUUGAUUGUAACACGGACGUGCACACGGUAGCCUCUCUACUGAAGCUGUACCUCAGAGAGCUACCUGAGCCCGUCAUCCCCUUCCAGAAAUACGAAGAGUUCCUGGCCAACGCCAAACUGCUCGGCAAAGAUGAUGAAAUGGGCAUGAAGGAACUGAAAAGACUGGUGGAGAGUCUACCUCCAGUGAACUAUAACCUCCUCAAGUACAUCUGCAGAUUUCUCGACGAAGUUCAGUCGUAUUCAGGAGUGAACAAGAUGAGCGUCCAGAACUUGGCAACGGUCUUUGGGCCGAACAUCUUAAGGCCAAAGAUUGAGGAUCCGGUAACGAUCAUGGAAGGAACGGUUCUGGUCCAGCAGCUCAUGGCCGUCCUGAUCGGCCGCCACGACGCGCUGUUCCCCAGAGGCGAAGACGAGCCGACGGCCCUCGAACUCGCCAACAACAACAACAUCGCCCCGCCGAAGGGACAAGUCGGCACGGCUGCCUCGGCCGUCAGCGCGCUGUCUCAGAACGCGGAGAACAACAACAACGCGCAGCUGAUGCGGCAGUGCGUCUGGGAGGCGGCCGAGUCUCAGUCGCAGCGCCCGCCGGCGGACGGCAGCGGCACCCCGCGAUCGGCGAGCCCCAGGACCGUUAUCCCCGGCCGCUUUGAAAUGACGCGCAGUCCACCCCUGCUGGUCAAGAAGAACCCCGCCUUCAGUAAAGGAAGUGGAAUCGUUACCAACGGGUCCUUCAGCUCCUCGCCCCCAUCAGACUUCGAGAAGACCCAGAACCUGAGUGGCGGGGGGAGUUUGCCCAUGCGUCGAAGCGGGGCGCUGAAGGCCACCAAAAUGGGCACCAGCGGGGUGACGAGUGGGGGCAGUCCCGCUGCCAACGGGACAGGCGCUCUUCGCCUGGGGAUCCCGGGUUCUGAUGCGAUCGCGGCAAGUCCAAACAGCCGCAGCGGCCUUUGGGUGCAGAACGGCUGCGUCGCCCUCCGGGAGAGCAACAAGGCCCGCGACGGCUCCAACAGUGGGGACCACACGACCAAUCAGAACCGCCUGUCCACGUACGACAACGUCCAGCUGAACCAUCAGAACCUGCAGAACCAGAUCACCAGCAUGUGUCUGAGCACCAGCUGUGAGGACAAGCAGAGCGUGGACAGCGCCACCUGGUCCACCUCCUCCUGUGAGAUCUCCCUCCCUGACAACUCCACCUCCUGCCGCUCCUCCACCACCACCUGCCCGGAGCAGGACUUCUACAGCGGGCAGUACGAAGACCUGGAUGCAGCAGCCCAGGAGGGCGAGCCCUCAGGAGGAGGCGGCAGGAGCAGCAGUAGGGAAGGGAGUGGAGACGGAGCAGGAGGGAGCAGUCGUGGUACCAGCAGCAGUGAUAACAGUGACUGUUUCAAUGCGGGGAACGGACCCGGCAGCCACAGCGCCCUGCACAGCCUGGUGGCCAGCCUGAAACAGGAGAUGCACAAACAGAAGACGGAGUACGAGGCCAGGAUAAGAAGCUUGGAGCAACGCAACCUGGAGCUGGAGACGGAGAUGGUGGGCCUCCACGAGGAGCUGGACCAGGAGAGGAAGAAGUACACCAUGGUGGAGAUCAAGCUGCGCAACGCCGAACGGGCAAAGGAGGACGCUGAGCGGCGAAACCAGAUGCUGCAGAAGGAGAUGGAGCAGUUCUUCUCCACGUUCAGUGACCUCACGGCGAGCGGCAACAACGCCGCCGCCACCGAGCCGCGCCGUCCGGACCGGAACAACGCCAUCUGGAUCCAGUGAAAGGAAGGCGGCGAAGACCGAGGCUCGUUGGUUCGUGGAUGUGCUGAUGGGAGCUGAAACAGGAUCUGGAUGCUGACUGAAGGAAAUUUUGGCUUGCUUUAAUAAAAAAAAAAAAAAAAAAGAAUGACCAUGAAUGGCUAAAAAAGGGAUACUUGUGUAAAUACAGACAUCACCUGGAGUGACGUCAGACUUGCGUUGUAUCUGUACAUAGCAUUAUUUAAACACCUCAUAGACACUCCUUAACUGCUCUGGUGCUCACUCACACUGGGAAGUGAAACAAAGACAACCUUCAUCAGUUUGUGACGGCAAACGGUACAUUUUAUGUCAGCUCUCUGGCCUGAAAACAUGGGAGGGAAGGUGAAAUAUGAAAACGCAUAAAAAAAAUAAUGACCUCAAACAUGGACCUAAAAAAAUAAUCAUGUCAAACUAACCAAUUCUACUCGUUUGUUCGUUCCCUGAACAUCCCGUUAGUUUCCGUUGUCACUUUGUAUGGACCCAUGUACAUAGGGGGGGAACAAUGCAGACGACUGGAGUCACGCGUUUGUAAAAAAGAACUGAAUCCAAUGCUUAUAUGUUAAUGGUAUUUAAGCGAAGUUAUCAUGGUGAUGUGUUUUAUAUCAGGAUUGUUUUUGUCCUUGCACUUCUAUGUCUGUCCAGCCUCCGCCAGCUGGUACCGAAUGUCCUGUCAGUCGAUGUGCACACCGUUUUCAGUGUAUUGUAUAUUUGCUUGUGCUUCUAUCCAGUUGCAUUUACUCAUGACCAAAAGGAAGAAAAAAAAAAA